GGAGAAGAAAUGGAGGCUGCCGUGGAGAUACCGGUGACCACGGACCCAGAGCAACCAGAAGUGGUGCCAGACCCAGGAGAGCCCUCCGUAGAGGAGGAGUCUCAGGACAUCACCAUCACCCUCACAUCCUCGCUUAGCGGAGAGGACACCAACGCCGUGGGCGGAGACGACAAUCUGGUGGGGGAGGAGUCUAACCACGACAAUGAAAUCUUCACCUCCAAGGACAACCUCAACCUGGAGCCUGUCAACGCCGCGCCCACACUCGACAACUCGGUGGAGGAGAUUCCGGCCACGCCCCCUCAGCCUGAAGAGGAGGAGGAGCUUGGAGAGCCCAUUGCGAUUGGAGAGACAAACACCAAUGUUUCAGAGGGAGGCCUGGGUCUGGAGGCCUGGAAGAUCGGAGCCAUCUCCGCUGCAGUCUUCCUCGUCCUGGAGACCAUCGUCAUCGUCGUCUACGUCCUCAAGUGCCGAAACAGAAGCAACAGUGCCCCCGCCCCAGACCGGGCCUGUGAGGAGGCGUGUGUGGAGGCAGAGCCCGCCACUGGAGUCUGCGAAGACGACACACUUCUUGCCGGCAACGGAGACGCCCAACAGAUAGCAGCUCUAGACCCCUCGGAUCUGUCCCAGGUUGUAACUCAACAACAAGAUGUGGAGGAGGAGGAAGUAGCCAUGACAGACAUCCAACUGAGCUCCAUAGAGCAGUCUGUGGAGCCGAGCCAGCCAGCCUCAGAGCAGGACCUCCGGACCUCAGUGCUCUAAGAGACGGCCUGCGGCCCACCCACCCCUCUCCCGCCCCCUCCCCCCUGGCCCCCGGCCCCAACACGGUCUGACUUCCUGUUCUCCCACCUGUAGCUAACUAUUGCCCCCCCACCCCC
Molecule: messenger RNA, 875 nt
Organism: Osmerus eperlanus (European smelt)
Lineage: Eukaryota; Metazoa; Chordata; Actinopteri; Osmeriformes; Osmeridae
Exons: 5
Coding region: 10-759 (249 amino acids)
Source: RefSeq, a predicted model, not a curated record